GGGCCUCACCAGACUAACGAAACCGGCCCAAAAGAAGAAAAAUACCAAUCUUACAACGUCUCCGUAUAAUAAAACCCUAAACUGGCGAAGGUAAGCCCCUAAAGGGUUUUACAAGUUUAAUUCCCAGAGAGAGUCAGCGAGACACAGAGAGAGAGAGAUAGAGCGCAGCUAUGCCGAAAUCAAAGCGUAACAAAGCAGUGACACUGUCCAAGACCAAAAAGAAAGGGAGAGAGCAUAAAGAGACCAUAGUCAACUCAAUAAGAGAGUCUGUUGAAAAAUAUAACUCUGUCUAUGUUUUCAAUUUUGAGAAUAUGAGAAAUCUCAAGUUUAAGGAGUUUAGAGACCAACUUAGAUCUACUAGCAGAUUUUUUCUGGGAUCGAACAAGGUGAUGCAGGUGUCCCUAGGACGAUCUGUGGCUGAUGAGAUAAGGACUGGACUUCACAAGGUUUCUAAGCUUCUUCGAGGUGAUUCUGGUCUUUGCUGUACUAAUUUGCCCAAAGAAGAGGUGGAAAAAAUAUUCAGCGAGUACGAAGAUUAUGAUUUUGCAAGGACUGGUAGCAUUGCAACAGAAACGGUUGACCUCAAGGAAGGUCCUCUUGACCAAUUCACUCACGAGAUGGAACCCUUUCUACGAAAGCAAGGGAUGCCUGUUAGGUUAAACAAAGGUGUGGUGGAACUGGUUUCAGAUUUUGUUGUCUGUGAAGAGGGAAAGCCAAUAUCACCCGAGGCAUCUCGGAUUCUGCGUCUUCUGGGCAUCAAGAUGGCUACCUUCAAGCUUCAUCUAAUUUGCAGGUGGAGCCCUGAGGAUUUUGAAGUUUACAAAGAAGGUUUGGAGGGUUCAGAUAUUGAAUCCUCAUAGAUUCUUUUGCAACCCAUAACAAGUGAUAUAUGUUUCUGUGCCAUGAAUUAUUAUGAUAUUAGUCAGGUGCCAAAAUCAAUCUGUAAAAGUUGGUUUGUGAAAAGAUGAUGUUCCGAGAUUUGUGGGCAUGUAUUUUUUGUUUCAGAUAUAUCUGUCCGGAAAUUAAUUGUAGUUUAUUUGGAGAGAAAUAUUUUCAUCAGCUUAUACCCCUUCAAAUUGUUGUACCUUUUCAGUGAUACUAUUCCUAUAUUGAAGUUACAAUACUGCCAAAAUUUUGAGUUUGUUUA
This is a messenger RNA of Daucus carota subsp. sativus, 1147 nucleotides long. RefSeq lists its product as uncharacterized. Lineage: Eukaryota; Viridiplantae; Streptophyta; Magnoliopsida; Apiales; Apiaceae. The transcript has 8 exons. Gene Ontology annotation, molecular function: RNA binding. The record is from RefSeq and is a predicted model, not a curated record. The coding region runs from base 171 to 860 and encodes 229 amino acids. Gene Ontology annotation, cellular component: nucleolus; preribosome, large subunit precursor. Gene Ontology annotation, biological process: rRNA processing; ribosomal large subunit assembly; ribosomal large subunit biogenesis.